AUGAGCAAGAAAGGCGGACCGAGGAAGAAGAAGGGGCAGCACGAUGACGAGCUCGUCAACCUCAUCUUCUCUUGGUCCCUCCAAGAUGUCGCCAACAAGGACUUUUUCAGUGACAUGGUGAACACUAUACCUGACAUGUUCGUCGGUCUGAAGAACUACCUCGAUUCAUUCAGAUUCCCGCUGCUGGAGGAAAUCCGAGCAGAGAUGAGCGCUAACCUGGUCGAGCCCAAUUGCUUCAAGCCCGUAGAAAUACUGCCGUUGUUCCGCAUGCCCAACGGCGUGAGAAAACCCCCACUUUAUUUUGGGACCAUCGACGGCCGCCAUGGAGCUUGUUCCCCAUGCAUCGGUGACAUCAUCGUGCUUUCGACCGGAGUGCCGCUUCGGCCGUCCGACCUUGCGAGCAACGGGACCUCGUGCUGCCUUGCUCAGGUCCUGAAAGUCCACACUAACUGCCGCUUCCUGAUCAGAGCGUCCAAGAGAAUAGAUGAUUAUGCGAGCUACAAGUUCGUUGCUAGCUUGCUCAGUUACAUACCUUACGAUCGCAUCUGGUGGUGCCUAGGCUACGAAGGUGCCGUCAAGAGAGAUUCAGCCCUUGUAAAGUUUAUCCUGGGGAACGACACCAUGCAGAGCACUUCCCUGCUGGGAGCCCCGCCUUGCUCAGCUACCGGCGGUGCCGACGUUCUUCUGUCCGGAAGGUUCGGGCUCAAUGACUCGCAGGCCGGCGCCAUACUGAGCUGCGUCUCGGCGCUGCAGUGUGGCGGCGCGAUCAGCAAGUUCAGUCUCAUCUGGGGGCCGCCCGGCACUGGCAAAACCAAGACCAUCAGCGUGCUGCUGCUGGAGGUGAUGAGGAUGAAAUGCCGUGUACUGACCUGCGCGCCGACCAACACCGCAGUCUGCCAGGUUGCGUCCCGUCUCCUGGCGCUGAGGAAGCUGCACCCCGACGUGGGAGGGUGUCUCGGCAACCUGCUGCUGUUCGGCAACAGCGAACGCAUGCACAUCGACGACGAUCUCGACGAGAUCUUCCUCGACACUCGUCUAGAGCUGCUAAGUAAGUGCCUCUCGCCGAAGACGGGUUGGCGACAGCGUCUUCGCUCACUGGAAGUGUUUCUGGGCAAGGAAAUAUCCAUGAUCAACAAGUGUAGAGCACGCAAGCAGGACGAUGGCACACAAGUACUCAUGUACUCCUUUCCCAGGGUAUCGUUUCACAAGAUCUCCCAGGAUGUUACCUGGUGCUUGAAAACAAUCAUGUCCCAUGUCUCUAUAAAUUGUAUCCUCCACAUGAACUGCAUCAACAUUGCUACGCUCAAUAAGAUGCUCGACGACUUCAGCAAGCUGCACCCCGUUCGGAAACAAGUGCCUAAGAAGGGGAAAAACAUUGACCGCUGUAUGGGCUAUUCUGAAGAAAUAGUUCACAGCCUGAAGGGGAACAUGUCGGCAAUCCUAGACGUUACAAGAACUUUGAUGCGAGAUCUGAAACUUCCUCUGAUAAGGAAGUUCUUCGAGCUCAAGGAGUUUAUCAUUGGAAGUGCCUCUCUCAUUUUCUGCACCGUGUCUGGCUCAGCUAAGCUGGCAGGGGAGAAAAUGGAUUUGCUUCUCAUCGACGAGGCUGCACAGUUGAAGGAAUGUGAAUCCCUCAUUCCGUUGCAGCUCUCCGGACUGAAGCAUGCAGUUCUUGUUGGUGAUGAGCGCCAAUUGCCAGCUACCGUGAAAAGCAAGGUUUCAGAUAAUGCGUUGCUGGGUAGGAGCCUGUUCGAGAGACUAAGUUUGCUGGGACACAAGAAGCACCUCCUGAACAUGCAGUACAGGAUGCAUCCUUCCAUAAGCAUCUUCCCCAACAUCCGUUUCUACGACAAGCAAAUCCUUGAUGGCCCGAACGUCACGCAGGCGGGGCAUGAGCGUGGCUACCUUUCAGGCGCCAAGUAUGGGCCAUAUUCGUUUAUCAACAUCAAUGGCAGGGAAGAUCGUGGCCGCAGCAAGCGGAAUAUGGCCGAGGUAGCCGCCAUCCUGAAGAUCCUCCGUAGCCUCAAACAAGCUUGUAUCAGCGCUGGGCUAGUGGUUAGUGUGGGCGUCAUAUGCCCGUACGCUGCCCAGGUGGAGGCGAUCCAGGGGAAGAUCGGAGACAUGAAGGCGAUGCGUCCCCUUGUUCUUCGCGUGAAAUCCGUGGAUGGGUUUCAAGGAAGUGAAGAAGAUGUCAUCAUUCUAUCAACUGUCAGGCACUGCCUUUGGGUUCUAGGCAACGCGGCGACGCUGAGCAGCAGCGGUUCGAUCUGGGGUGAGCUGGUCCACGAUGCCGUGGAACGUCGGUGCUUCUUCGAAUGGGACGAUGGCACGAGCGCCUCUCCGGCCAUUUCUCACGGCUCCCGCCUGAUCGAGCCUGCGCGUGGUGGUGUCGCUUCAGCUUUCGAUAUAUGUGACGCGCUAGGUUCCCUGCAACUAGAUUAG
Lolium rigidum is the source of this 2442-nucleotide messenger RNA. RefSeq names its product helicase sen1-like. The record is from RefSeq and is a predicted model, not a curated record. The coding region runs from base 1 to 2442 and encodes 813 amino acids. Gene Ontology annotation, molecular function: helicase activity. Lineage: Eukaryota; Viridiplantae; Streptophyta; Magnoliopsida; Poales; Poaceae. The transcript has 6 exons.